AUGCCCACCCUCGAUCAAGAACAACCUAACCUCAUCACCGUACUUGGAGCCACAGGAAACCAAGGACAAGGUGUUGUUAGAGCUCUGCUAGACUCAACUCACCCCUUCCAAGUCCGUGCAGUUACCCGAAACCCAGAUGGUCUGGCUGCUCGAAACCUUCUGGAACUGGUCGGUCAUCACAAGAGGCUGACACUGAUCCGCGGUGAUGUCUACGACUCGGAUAGCUUGGUAAGGGCCUUUGAAGGCUCUUACGGCGUCUUUGCAAUGACGCAGAGUUUCAUCCCCGGAACAGUGUACCACAAAGAGGAAGAUCUACGCCACGAGCUCGAGGCUGGGCGGAACAUUGUCAAUGCCGCUGAAAAGACCGGUGUCAAGCAUUUCAUCUUCAGCAGUCUUCCAAACAUCCAAAAGGCCAGCAACGGCCGCUACUCCAAGGUGUUCCACUUUGACUUCAAAUCGCAGAUUGAUGAGUGGGCGAGAGAGCGAUUACCAGCCGUCACAACCCUGAUACCAGGAUUAUUCUAUGACAACCUUCAAUGGCCAAACUAUUGUCGCCGAGAUGACGACGGAACAGUCCGAUUCUGUGCUGCAGUUUCCGAGACCACGGUUGGUGAAUGGGUCGACGUGGAGUAUGAUGUUGGGAUAUUUGUUCGCGCGGGAACAGCUAAAACCGCGUCGAAGACAUAUCCUAUUGGGAGUCCAAAGGUCGCUUUCGGGAAGCUACCCGGCAUCCUCUCCACUGUGAUGGGUGUUCCCGCUCGCUACGAGAGAAUUAGUCUAGAGGAAUGGACUUCUACCGUUGUCUCAGUGGCUGGGAAAGGAUUUGAAGAGGACAUACGGCAGAUGGUGCAGUGGGUUGGCGAUGCGCCUGCAGACUUGAUUUGUUACGGAACAAUGUAUCCAGGGGACGACCACUCGUGGGAAGAUCUUGGAGUCAGGGCCAGCACGUUUGAGGAGUGGAUUUUGAGAACCAACUGGCAAGGUCCUUGA
Messenger RNA from Colletotrichum karsti, 990 nucleotides. RefSeq names its product NmrA-like family domain-containing protein. The transcript is spliced from 4 exons. NCBI's taxonomy places the organism in Eukaryota, Fungi, Ascomycota, Sordariomycetes, Glomerellales, Glomerellaceae. The record is from RefSeq and is a predicted model, not a curated record. The coding region runs from base 1 to 990 and encodes 329 amino acids.